CACUCGGACGCGCCAGCAAGUAUCCCGAGGCAGCGUGCCCUGGGCCUACGGCCGACCGCAUCGUACCCUGACAUCGUCAUCAAGCAGCAACCGCGACAACGGCGUCACUGCGUGCCGAAGUUGUCCAACAAAACAAAAACAUCGUGGGAGCCUCUCAAGAUGGCGGAGAAAGGUGGCAGUCCAGGCAAUGGAGAUUCUGGGCUUGUCUCCAGUUCCUGCCUGUCAUCUGGAGCUGGCAUGCUGGGACUGUCGCGGAUCCAGCAGAACCCAUUUGCCAUCAAGACCACCACCCCAACAAGGAGCGUAGCGGACAGCACGGAAAACAAAGAGACGAAGCCCAUUGUUGCUCCGCCCACCUUAGUUCUUGGCGCAGACAAUGCCUGCGCGGUGUCAUCAUCUGGGAGCCGGAUAGUGCUCCGGCCGUCGGCCCUUGCUUUCCAAGCUGAAAAGCUGAAGCAGACGUCACCAGAUGCGGCAUCGACGGAACCCAGGGACAACUCCACCACAGCGACUGCUACCAAAGAACAGCAGCACCAGCAGCAGGCACCAUCGGCGUCCAGGGACCCCCGCGAAGUGUCGUCCACGUGUGAAUCCACCACCAGCCCAGUCACAAAUGGCACGCGGACGAGCGGCACGGUGUCCAGCGCGGAGGACGACAACAGCGGCAGCACCACGACCUCCAGCAGUGGCCGUGCCGUCGGCGAGAGCAGCAGCAGCUUUGGCUUGGCCCUAGGCGACCUGCGGAAUGGCACCUCGUCGUCCGAACACCUGUCGACCCUCGGCACUGGUGGCGGACUGCUCAGCUCGGCAACAGACGACGCCAACCACUCUCCACAUGCAGCGGCGCCACCCGACGGGUUCGUCUUCGGCGAGAACCUGCGGGAGCGGGCUGCGAACUUUGAGGACGCCUCGUCGGACUCCUCGAUUGCGCCAACGUCCACAGAGCUAUCCUUCCAGCAGUUCCAGCAACAGGCCGGACAGAGCAGCGCAGCCAGCACGGAGCAGCCGCCGGACGUUGCCUGUGCGGCGAGUCGGCAUGCCAAAAGUUUGACCGAGUCGGCCGAGGAAUACCAGUUGCGGCAAGUCAAGCGGACGUAUGACGAGGUCGCCGUGGUUACGGGAGAAGAGAAUGAGUUCAACGUGCUUCAGAUCAACUGCAAGCUCUUCACCUUCGACAAGUCAACGAGUUCCUGGCAGGAACGGGGUCGUGGCAGCUUGCGACUCAACGACCAGGAGGUCGAUGGUGUGCUGCAAUCCAGAAUGGUGAUGCGAACCCAGGGCAGCUUGCGCGUCAUCCUGAACACCAAAGUGUGGUCCGGAAUGGUUGUGGAGCACCCCAGUUCCAAGACAGUUCGCACGACGGCCAUUGACCCCGACGGAAUUCGUGUCUACCUCAUUCAGGCCAACGGCAAGGAUGCUGAGCAGCUGUACGGGGCUCUCGAAUGCCGCGUGGCGUCGCUGAAGGCCGCGGAAGACAGCGGUAGCGGUGUGUCGCCCAUGCCAGCGGCCAUGCAGGGACUGCCGCCGUCUGCGGACAGCUCGUCCUCGUUUCCGGAGUCGGUGGGAAGUCUGGAGGACGACGGAGCACCGCAGUCAAAACGACCCCGUCUGCAGGAGUCUGACGGAAGCCUCCCGGACAGCAGCCACGGAGAGGACUCGGUUGCAACGGCCGAAUGUGAGAGCAGCGCGGAAGACAAGGGAUAGGCGUUCUCUCCACGUCUGUGAAACACUCUUCGAUGAGUCAGCGAGGGGCGGAAGAGCGUGGGUGAAGUGGUGAAGCCAUUGCUAGUGUUUGGUGAGUUUGGGCUCCCCAACGGUUAGCGGCGUGAAGAGGUUUGAUUGGCUCGAGCUGGACAAUUCGUGCCUGCCUGAAUUAGUUCUUGGGGAGGGCCGUGAGGCCAGGAGGGUUUCGACAAGUUACGAAGCCAUUGUUGGAAAUCCUGAGCUCAAACUCCAGCAGACGCAAAAGUGCAUCAGGCAAGGACUAAGACGCCUUAACAAAGACAGUGUAAUUUGUUUCUCAUUAGGGUAUUGGUUUAUUUUAUGAGCAUCGAGAUUCGCAUGGUUGUAAUGUGAUGUAGAAACUCUAGGAGGGGGCAUUUUCUGUUAGUCAUUUUCAGAGAUGCUUUCACGUCUGCAUCACUUGGCAUCCGGCAUAACAUUUCACCGAGCUAUGGAUCCUCUGCUUGCACGAUUGGCAAGUCGGUGUCCACCGAAAGUGCUGUCCUCGAAAUAAAUCGAUCCCAAAUGUGACCAAUGCCUCGUCCGCUUUGUUCCUCACGUGAUGAGGACAAAGCUUUCUUUGUAGCAUUUUUUUAUACUAUGCAGCCUUUACUUGUUUCCCCGCAUAUUUUAUGCUGUCUCGUUAUUUAAUCUCAGAAUCUGCACUAGUUAUCAUUACAAUGAUGUAUCGUUGGGUUUGUGUGGCCACGGCACGAAAGCUAGAGCGCAUUUCAGUUCCAGCAGGACACACACGGAUGCAACAGCAGUGGUAACCAAAUGCGGUGGCGUGCGAAAUGGUGGCCUGUGAUGUUUGGGAGUGUGCGGUUGGGAUUAGACCACAGUUUGGCUGCAAUAUUUUCUGCAUCAGCAACCCCUUAACAAAACACUGCUUCCACUGAACUCAACGUUAUGCAAGUCUACAUGUUGUCCUGCUUCAAGCCUAUGCUGUGUAUAUUUGUAAGAAAGCUAAGAACGUGACAGACGAGCAGCAACAUCCCAAAGCCAGACGAGAACGAGUUUGUUACGUUAUCGCAAUGCCCAUUUCUCACUGUUUCUUCUUUUUGCAUGUUGCACGAGUGUUCAAAGAAAGAUGUAUUUCCGCUAGCCAUCCCCCUACAGCGACAUUUUGAGCAUGCGUGAGUCGACUGCUUGUGCACGUCAAUAAGAGUUGGCGAAACUGGCCUCAGAUGCCAUUGCUCUGUUACUUUGUGCAGCAUUUCCUGCAGAAACCGUUGGGGUGCCCAAAACGCGCAAUGCACUCUCUCUCAUCUCUUCUUCCUGCUGUUUUGGUGUGCAGUUGCGCGAGUGUAGUGUAAUUGCUUUGCCAGUCCUUUUUUAUGCAGUUUGUGUUGCUGUUUUUGUGUCCCUUCUUUUUUUUGUUCCCGCUUUAAUGUCCGGGGAUGUUUAAAUCCAAAAAAGGGCGUACGAGGGUCCCCUUCUUGCCCACCGUGUGGGUGCGCUCCGAGUGUCCCUUGGAGACAAGCGACAUGUGUUGUUGUUUUCUUUUUCUCCUCGCAUAUUUAGGCAGAGUAGCGCUUUCAGAAAGCCAAGCCUUGCCUGUGUUGUCCGUUUCUGUGUAAUGCCACGACAAAAUGUUCUUGCGACGCAUCAGCUACUUUUUUUUUUCUCAAGCGUGCCACGAGUCUCUGAACUGUUAUGCAAGUACUUGCAUUGCGCGUUAGCGGUAUUGGCUUAGAGUCACUGCGCCUGGCCAGAAUGUGAUCUGCUGCGGUCAGCAGCUUGUUGGCUUCAAGAAGUCUUGCAGUGGUGCUGUAGCUGCCAGUUUGUUGCAGCUGAGAUUGUCACUGAGUGCCCUGUCAUUGACGGCCCUGCGAAUGGUAAUACGUUGCUGUGUCAUUGGCAAAAGAAUGUACUAUAACGCUUGAUUUUAACUGCUUAGUUUGACAUCGCUUGCGUGUUGUUUUGGCACCGAGAUCGCAGUGGCUUUCUUUCAGCAUCGCUGCGGCGGUGGAUUGGCUGGGAACCAGGCAGGGCAGUCAUUGGGAGGGAAGUUCAUUGACAUAGCAUUGGUCAUUUAAGCAUUCUGUACAUAAAUAAUCGGAAAAGCGGCCCUUGAUCGGCAAAUGCUCCUCCCAGCUAGUAGUAUUAAGGAUUGCCUGCCAACUCUAUUGUUCUUCCUUUUUUUUUUUUUUCUCUUUUCCACUGACUCCAUUUCUCGUCCCAUGGCAGAGCAGCUUAAGAGACAGGCUUCCUGUAAAUUUAGUCCGAACCCUAUGUGUGAAAGGAGUGCAGCUCCUCUUGCCUUCAAGCCUAUGUUGGAGCACAGUUUAUUGCUCGCUUGAUUUCUGUUGUGUGAGCAUUUCAUGUCUUUUUGAGCGAGCUGACACCACCUUUCUCGCGGGUGUUAAAACAUGUUUUGCUGCAUGCCAUGCAGGGUCAAACCCACAGUCAGUUUAUUCAGGUUUUGUUAAGAUAUUCUUUUUAUUUGGACCGUUAGUGCGUCAUGUAACUAAAUGCAUUGCCUUAAGGCUGCCCGUUUUUCAGGCAGCCCAGUGGCAUCUGUAUAGUGAACUUUUCUGUAGUAUGAACGCAUUGUUUGAAAAUAAAGCAGAUGUGACAAUGUAA
Molecule: messenger RNA, 4308 nt
Organism: Dermacentor andersoni
Lineage: Eukaryota; Metazoa; Arthropoda; Arachnida; Ixodida; Ixodidae
Source: RefSeq, a predicted model, not a curated record